AUGAGGCUGGAUGCUCCCGAGAGUCCCCUUGGGGACGUUGUGUUUUCUACUGCUUCGUCUUCUUCUCCCCAUUCUGUUGCUUCAUCAUCUUCCUCUAGGCCACUGGGGGUCACAAGCCUACUUAAGGGCGCAAUGGAAAGCGAUCAUGAAGAAGGAGAACUGCUGAUGCAGUCAGAAACCAUCCCCCCGAGAGCUUUUGUCGGGACACCUUCGUUGCACAACACUCCGUCUGAGCAGACUUCCGCAGAUCACGCUGGAAAAACGAGACGAGUGUCUCGCCCGCUGCAGCGGAUAUUGAGGCGAAGUGGAAACAGUACCGGAUACCGCUCUCGAGCCCUUACACCCAUAAUUCUGGCUGUCCUGUCUGCUUGUCUAGUUUCCCUGAAACUCUUCUACCUCGCCUGUGUUCGUUCGACAAACAUGACGCUCCCCGCGUCCACAUCGUCGUCUUCUUCCUCGCUGGAAUUCGCUUCCCGCUUGCUUCCUCGGUUUCGAGCUUCCCCCUUCUCUUCGGGUUCUGACGACGCCGGGUCUUCGAUUCGGCGACUAGCAGAUUCUCAGGGGGGAGCACCCAACCAAGGGAUGCCGCGCAACAGUGAACUUUGCCACACAGGAGAGGGCAGCGGCGAAGAAGGACCGGAACAGAGAGCAUCCGGCGAAAAUCUAGCACGAAACGAAGAGAGUCCGGUGCAACCUUCAACUGGAAGAGAGUUACGAGGGCAAGCGCGGCAGGAAUUGGGAGAGCAAGAGACCGACGACACGGUUCCCACCCAAGGAGGUGGCUCAUCUCCGGAACGUGAUCAAAAUACGAUGCGAGGGCGAAAGCGGAAGAUUUCUGUGGAGCAUGAAGAUGACGCAGACAACGGCGUGGAUGUUGAUGAGACGUCAGGCAGUGUGUUAGCACUGACGGAGUUGCUGAUGAGCUCAACAAAGUCAGAUCCCCUAAACGAUCCAUACGCAGAAUCAAAUGAAGAAGAGUUGCAACGCCUCCUCAUCGAGCCAGAGGACAUCCCUGAUGCGCAACAUGCAGACACUGCGAUGCGCAUGUACUUUCGCCUGUUCGACAACGCCUUGAAAAGAGUCUAUCUACAUCCGUGGCGUUCCGGCAAUACGACAGUCUCUACUCUUAACAGUUUACUACGCCUUUUCGCCCAAGUUGUAUUUUGGUCGAACAAAUUCGAGAUGCUGUAUCCUCGGUGGCCGACUUGUCAGGACGCACCCCUUCGUGCCAGAACGUUUGAGGUAAAGAAGCGUGUGGAGUCGCUAGUACGACGGACACUUCGCGACUUGUUCGGCGAUCGAUUGGUCCACUUCACACCGCAGUUGGAACUCCAGCUUCUUCGAACAGCGGUCGGGGCCUCACGUGGUGUCCACCAUCCUCUUCCAUUGGACUCCCCCGUUCAGCCGGUAAUUCUUGAACGGGACUUGGCAGAUCCAUUUACCUCACAUUUUCAACACAGGAGAUUUGGUAAGGAAAGAAGGGGACACGCAGACACACAGUAA
This is a messenger RNA of Toxoplasma gondii ME49, 1503 nucleotides long. RefSeq lists its product as hypothetical. The transcript has 3 exons. The record is from RefSeq and is a predicted model, not a curated record. Bases 1 to 1503 code for a protein of 500 amino acids. Lineage: Eukaryota; Apicomplexa; Conoidasida; Eucoccidiorida; Sarcocystidae.